Messenger RNA from Verticillium dahliae VdLs.17, 1203 nucleotides. Its product is annotated as cell division cycle protein. Gene Ontology annotation, cellular component: cytoplasm. The coding region runs from base 1 to 1203 and encodes 400 amino acids. The transcript is spliced from 2 exons. NCBI's taxonomy places the organism in Eukaryota, Fungi, Ascomycota, Sordariomycetes, Glomerellales, Plectosphaerellaceae. The record is from RefSeq and is a predicted model, not a curated record.
AUGCCGUCUCUUGAAGCAGUCGCCGCGGGGCUCUCAGACUGGUUCCCCAAAUACCGGACAUCUGCUCUCAAGUCACGGAUCAUCAAGCUCACCCCCGACUUUGUUAAGUACAUUGGCGAAGACGGCAUCAUCCUCGCCGACGACGAUGAGACGCAGCAAGACGACAGGCCAGACGAAGAAGAAUGGGCUUCUAGCGGUGCUUCCACCCGCCAAGCACCAGAAUCCGACUCCGAUUCCGACGACGAUGAGCCAGAGGCCGACACGCGCCCACCAAACGAACGCUUCCCCGAGAUCCACCAAGAGAUCAAGGACAAGAUCCGCGAACUCGGCGGCGCCGUCGUGCCCAAGCUGAACUGGUCAUCUCCCAAAGACGCCGCCUGGAUCUCACCACACCAAAACACCCUCAAGUCCACGUCGCCCAAUGACAUUUACCUCCUCCUCAAGAGCUCGAGCUUCGUCAGCCACGACCUCGAGCACGCCUUUGACGACACGGUCGACACAUCCCCCUCGACCUCGUCCCAGUCGCGCCCCUUCCAGCCCGUCCUCGUGCUGCGCCCCUUCUUCAGCCCGCACCCGGCCCUCGAGUUCCGCUGCUUCGUCAAGCACCGCAUCCUCAUCGGCCUCUGCUCGCGCGACCAGAACCACUACCCCUUUCUCGAGGCGCUGCGGCCCGCCCUCGUCAGCAAGGUGCGCAGCUUCUUCGAAGACAAGCUCCAGCUCACCUUCCCCGACGGCUGCUUCGUCUUUGACGUCUACGUGCCCGAGGACAGCGACGCGCGCGACGGCCUCGGCCGCGUGCGCCUCAUCGACGUCAACCCCUGGGCCGCCCGCACCGACAGCCUGCUGUUCGACUGGGCCGAACUGCUGGCGUUUGACGUGCCGCGGCCCAUUCUCGGCUCCGUCGUCAGCCCGCACGAGUUUCGCGAGGACGUGGGCGCCGGCGCCGGCGCCGACGAGGACGACGCCACGACCGAGGACGAGGACGAGGCUGACGAGCUCGUGCCGGAGCUGCGGCUCAUGGAGCGGGAUAACCCGUCGUCGGCCAACUUUAGCUCGGCGCAGUACUCGGCGCACAAGCUGCCGAAGGAGGUUGUCGACGCGAGCACGGCCGGCGAGGGGGGUCUGCGGGAGUUUAUGCAGCGGUGGAGGGACAUGACGGCGACGGAAGGCGGGGGCGACGUGUGGGAGUCUCCACAGCGGUAG